AUGUUGUCAGAGGUACCAGACUACAACUUUGUCUUCCUAACUCCAGAGACUGCAACAUCGUCAGAUAUUGUAGAUGUAUUGUCAAAGAUGAAGUUAAAUAGUACUUUAACAUACAUAGUCAUCGAUGAAUGUCAUUGUAUUGACAUGUGGGGAUUGGAUUUUAGACCAGCCUAUGCCAAUCUUGGAAUAUUUGCAAGUUUAAAUUGUCAAGUCAUUGCUUUGACAGCAACUUGUACUCCAAGGACAGAGGAGAUAAUAUUAUCAUCACUUAAUCUCACCAGUGUUAUAACAAUAAGACAAACAUGUGACAGACCAAACAUUUCAAUAAUUGUCAAGCCAAAAAAAGGUGAUGGGAAAGAGCAAGCUACCAAUAUGAUUGUUAAUGAACAUAAAGAUCAAUGCGGCAUUGUGUAUUGUACAGAAAGAGCAACUACCCAGGACAUGACCUAUUGUUUGCAAACAAAAGGCGUAAAUGCAACAUAUUUCCAUGGUGCUCUUGAUCCUUAUAAAAAAGAGGAGAAUUUUGAUGCUUGGUACAAUGGAAGAGCACUUGUUAUGUGUGCAACAGUUGCUUUUGGAAUGGGAAUAGACGAAGCCAAUGUUCACUUUAUUAUUCACCUAAGCAUUCCACAAUCAAUAGAGUGCUAUGCACAAGAAUUUGGCCGUGCUGGAAGAGAUGGGGAAGAUGCAAUCAGUUGUCUCUUUUUUCGUUUUGAAGACCGAACAAAGCAGCUCAAAAUGAUAAGUUCUCUGCCAGAUGGCGAGCACAGAUCAUUUAAGAUCCAAAACUUAAACGAAAUGGUUAAGUUUUGCAUCAUGCCACGUUGUCGAAGAAUCCAGCUGGUUAAAUACUUUGGUGAAGGUACCAGAGAGGCAUGUGAGAGCAAAUGUGAUUUUUGCCUUGGAGGAGCUAGAGUUGACCAUCAAGAUGGUAAAGAUGAUGCAUUGCAUGUACUAAGCUGCUUAGAAAAUAUGCAACAGCUGCAUCCUAAAGUUACCCUUCAACAUUUAACCCUGACAUACAGAGGAUCAAAAAGGAAAGAAGUUCUUGCCAAGGCCUACAAUACUGUUCCAGAGUUUGGAAAGGGAAAGGACACCUUCUCAGAUGCAAGUCUAAAACAAUUUAUUCAAUUAUUGAUUUCUGAAGGUGUUAUUGUUGAAUGCUUGAGAGAUGCAAAGGACAUAAGCACAACUCCAUAUCUAAUCAGUGGUAAGAAGGAAGAUUUAAUUAGAAAAGGAGAACUUCCCAUUUGUAAAUAUAAGUAA
Dendronephthya gigantea is the source of this 1266-nucleotide messenger RNA. Its product is annotated as ATP-dependent DNA helicase Q-like 4A. Gene Ontology annotation, biological process: DNA replication; double-strand break repair via homologous recombination. Bases 1 to 1266 code for a protein of 421 amino acids. Gene Ontology annotation, cellular component: nucleus; cytoplasm; chromosome. The record is from RefSeq and is a predicted model, not a curated record. The transcript has a single exon. Lineage: Eukaryota; Metazoa; Cnidaria; Anthozoa; Malacalcyonacea; Nephtheidae. Gene Ontology annotation, molecular function: four-way junction helicase activity; ATP binding; nucleic acid binding.